AUGAGUCAGAUACUACAAGUCCACGCUUUCCUCGAACAUUCUUUCCCAAAGAAUGAGAACUUAAUCCCGGACUCCCUAAAACAUGAUUUAAUUCACCAACGAACCCAGAUCCCGUAUCAUAAUAUCCCGAUACAUAGAGAUGGUAUGACGGGGAAAGUAGUGGAUCCUGAUGUUAAUUUUAAACGGUCAUGUGCUACGGCUACAUCUCAUGGAAUAAAUACCACUAACAUCAGAGUGGAACCAACAAUUAUGAAAUCCAUCCAUGAGAUUAGCAAACAGGCUCUUCGUUCAACCAAAACGGAGUUUAAUCUAUGGAGUUGUAUACGCAAAUCACCUGACAGUUCUGAUGAUUUACCAACUGUCCCUAGUAUAAUUGAUGAACUAUUGAGAAAGGCUUCUGAGGAUGUUGUUCAGAGUUGGUGUUUUCCGAAAGGGUAUUUUCUUCGACUAACAGCUCAGAUAAAUGAAGCGGGAACUUUCUUACUACCUAAAAGAGAAACGAUCACGUUUCUUAAAAGACGAAUAAGGAGCUGCAAAUCACGUGAAUCCUAUGCUAAAGAAGUAAGUUUUAAAUGCUCUGCAACCGCUUGGUUUCUGACAAUUUUCCUAAGGCCAAUCUCACAUGGGUCUCCAUUCAAAAUAUUUAGAGUAAAAUAA
Schistosoma rodhaini is the source of this 657-nucleotide messenger RNA. The record is from the annotation of a GenBank genome assembly. Lineage: Eukaryota; Metazoa; Platyhelminthes; Trematoda; Strigeidida; Schistosomatidae.